Trichosurus vulpecula (common brushtail) is the source of this 5377-nucleotide messenger RNA. It is a transcript of the gene FRMD1, whose product is annotated as FERM domain containing 1. The transcript has 14 exons. Gene Ontology annotation, biological process: positive regulation of hippo signaling. The record is from RefSeq and is a predicted model, not a curated record. Bases 173 to 1987 code for a protein of 604 amino acids. Gene Ontology annotation, cellular component: cytoskeleton; cytoplasmic side of apical plasma membrane. Lineage: Eukaryota; Metazoa; Chordata; Mammalia; Diprotodontia; Phalangeridae.
AGCUUCUGCAUCAUAUUUUCUACGGUUUCUUCCCUAAGGAGAAGGUUUUUUUUUCUCUUUAUAGGAGCAACCCAGACACGUGUGUAUGUGACAUGGAGGCAGCCUGGCUUCACUCCUGAAGAGAGUUUCCCAGUGGCGGAAGUGAGUUUGAAAUGCUUACCCUGGCUCUACCAUGAACAAACAGUUACCUGAAGGCAAGAUGACCCUGGAGUAUAGGAAUGUCUGCGUUCUGCUGCCCAACCGAGAUCAACUCAGGUUAAGCAUUGGGGUAAAAGCCACGGGAAGAGAGCUUUUCCAGCAGGUGUGUGACUUGUUGAGCAUCAAAGAACCCCACUUCUUUGGCCUGAGUGUUGUUCGAAACAAUGAAUACAUAUUCAUGGACCUAGAGCAAAAGCUCAGCAAAUACUUUCUGAAGGACUGGAAGAAAGAGAUAUAUAAAGGAAAUGAGAAGUCCAACCCGCCUUUUGUUGCCUUUUUCAGAGUGCAAUACUAUGUGGAAAAUGGGAGAAUUAUAAGUGACAAGGUCGCAAGACGUCUGUACUACCACCACCUCAAGGAGCAGGUGCUGAGGUCCCAAUGUACCCACAAGGAAGAAGUCUAUUUCCUGUUGGCUGCUUAUGGGCUGCAAGCAGACUUGGGCAACUACAGAGAGACCACCCAUGUGGGGAAAUAUUUUGAACCUCAUUCCUACUUCCCUCAGUGGAUUAUCACAAAGAGGGGGAGGGACUACAUCCUAAAACACGCUCCAGAGAUUCAUCGAGAGCAGCAGGGGAUGACCGCCAAGGAGGCCGUGUUGAAGUUCAUCAAGGAGUCCUGUCUGCUGGAAGAUGUGCCUGUUCAUUUUUUCAAGUUACAAAAGGAUAAGAAAGAAGAUCGACCAACAAUUGUCCUGGGUCUGACCCUAAAAGGAAUGCACAUUUAUCAGGAGGUAAACCAUUCUCGGCAGCUUCUCUAUGACUUCCCCUGGUCACAUGUCGGAAAGCUGGCAUUUCUUGGGAAAAAAUUUGAGAUCCAGCCAGAUGGUUUGCCUUCUGCUCGGAAACUGGUCUACUAUACUGGCUGUCCGUUCCGCUCCCGGCACUUACUCCUGUUACUCAGUAACAGCCAUCGGCUCUACCUCCAUGUCCAGCCAGUGCUGAAACAGAUCCGGCAGCUGGAGGAAGCAGAAGAGAAAAAGCGUUACCGGGAGUCAUACAUCAGUGACACUCUGGAGAUGGACCUCGACCAGUCAGACAAACACUCCCACGGGAGUGGCAGCAGCAGAGGCAGUGGUCGGAACCACCACCACCGGCUCUCCCACCGCUCAACAGAUAGCCAUGGCAGCUCCCACACCUCUGGCAUCGAGGCUGACUCCAGACACCGUGUAUCCGUGGAGAUGUCUGUGGACGAGCCCUUUGGCAUGGAGCUGGGCCAUGGUAAAGAGAAGUCCUGCAGCUCCACCACCAGCCACAGCAGCUCUGGCAUAGAUAGCAGCAGUAAAGGGAGAGCUGAGGAUGAGGUGGAGGUGAUGGUAGAUGGGCCAGAAGAAGUGACAAUAGAUGACCCAUUGGAGAAUAACCGAUUGGACAAGACAGCUGAAGGGGUGACUCCACUUACUGUUGGACUGCCUGGUUAUAAAGCCUCUCACCAGGAACCCUUUGCUGUGGUGCAGAUAACGCUGGUCAAGAUGAGGGGUCAGAGUGUCGAAGCCCUUAACCAGCUCAGAGAGAUCAAAGCCAGGGAGUACUCAGACCAGCACAGCCAGAGCCUGGAUGAUGUCCGCCUCUACCAGCAGCGGCAUCCACCCAUGAGCGCCAAUCUUUCUUCUCCCACAUCUCACAGCUACACUUUUGGCUGUGCCCUAGAGGACAAGCUGGCUACUUAUGGCUGUGUGUACUCUACGGCCGAUUGUAAGACCAAGUCUGCCCUCUAUGGGAAGAGGUCUAUGAACUGCCUCUCCCUGGAUCUUCUAGGGGAAGACCAGGUCCCAGAAGAAUUUGUAGUCUAAGCUAUGUUGCCACAGUGUGGAGGUGGUUUGUGGCAUGGUAGCCUGUGAGAGAAAAGAAGAGAGGUCACCUCAGGUCUUGUGGAUAACUGCAAAAACAAAUCUUCCUCACUGAGGGAGAGCGUGACGUGGUGCUCACCUUCGCCAAGACAACCAGAGUGCACGUGAUUCACAGAGCAAAUUUCUGGCACCAGUCCCUCCCUGACCUAGACAGCGCCCCAAUGGUUUAUUCCAAUUCCUUGGCAGCCUCCAGACUGCCAGGUGGAAGGAGCCAGGCGUACAAAAACCUUCCAUCUGGUGUCAGCAUUCAUCAGUAUCUUCUACAACGUUCCAGGAAAAGAGCAAAUCUCCAGCUGAACUUUAAAUGCCCUUUGUAUGUGGUGUAUUAGUGUUUUUCAGACAUGUUUUUGAGGUAACUGGGCAAUUUAAAUCAACAAUCGUUCAUUAAGCACCUAUAACAUACAAGACAUUAUACUAGGCACCGGGGCUAAAGACAAAAACUGAAACAGUCCUUGCCCAUUAGGAGCUUACCUUCUCCUGGACCAUAGUAAGUGCUUUGGAUUCAGUUGCAAUGGUGUUCUGGUCCUUCCAAAUACAUCAUGAAACCAAAUCCUAGGUCCCACUGGUAACAGAGUGGCUUCUUUCUCAAUUUCUCUCUCUCUUCUUGCCUCAUGACCAACCAAGGAGGGAAAAAGGUUUCCUAGGAGAAUCAAGAACUUUCCUCCUUGAGGAUACCUUUGAUUUAGUCUUUGGAAAGUGAGGGGGAAUGGAAGGGAGUGGCAGAAGGCAAGAAAUUGUCAACAAUGAUGAGUAUUAGGCUCAGAAUGAAGAGCCCUGGGGUCUGAGAGCUUCAGCUCUGUGCCCCUAACUCACUCAGGCCAGCCAGCUGGGUAGCUUCUGUACCACUGUUUCCUUAUCUACAAAGUGAUAAGAUUUUCCAUUUAAUGGCUCUAGAAGGUUGGCUGAGCUUGAAUGAAAAGAGUCCUACAAUUAUACAUUUAAAGCAUAACACAAGUUAGACUUCAAGAAUGUAUGUUUAUUUUGCAUGGAUCCUCUUCUCAAGAGAGUGGAAAGGUUGGUUACUCUCCACAGGAGGGGUCCCCAAUCAAACUUGGCUGUUGCUUAAUAGCAUGCAUCCUAGUGCUUGUUGCAGGAGGCUGCUCAGGCUUGGUGGUUCCUUUUCAAAUGACUGCUUUGAAACUCUAGCUGAUCACAAAUCUCUCAGUUUUCUGACAGGUCUAGCAUGCGUUAUGACAUCUAAAAAUUCCUCUGCCCACAUAUGCCAAUGCAAAGACAGGCAGGCAGAGUCCAGCAUCCAAUGAGCACUUUUUAUUCCACCAACAUCUGUCAGAUGACAUUGAUUGCACUUGAAUAUGCUUUUUAUGUUUGAGGACUUUGAGAGAUUAUUGGACAAGAAACCAGUGUAGCUCUUGACCAUAAAGUUAACCUCCUAGGAUUUUCUGAGUCUUGGUGUUUCCCUUUUAAAGUGGCAACAAGUCAAUGACAUCAAACUAGCUGUUCUUCUGAGUCUCCUAAACAGAAUAGUUCUUAAAUAGAGAAGCCUGUGUAACUUUGUUAGCAAUUAGUCCAGUCUGUGCAUCCAUCGUUCUAAUUACUGACUUCAUUUCUUUUUUCCCUCUGUUCUUUCUUUUCUCCAUUCCUUCUUUCCUCCCUUCCUCUGGCCUUCCCUUCCUCCCUUUCUCCCUCCCUUCCAACAAAUUUCUCAUGUGUUGAAACAAUAUAAAGUUACUUAUAAACCUACCCAACAUCCUGACAGUUUGUGAAAUGGGGACAGGCCUGUGGAAUUUUCAGCUUUGUAGUCAGUGGCCAGUGUCUUUUUAAGAAGUUAAUAAUAGGGGACUCCUGGGAAAUUCCAGCUGUCAUUCACCAACCAGUUUUGCCAUAGCCUCUGCUUUUCAGUAGAACAUCGAAUGAGUUUAGAGUCCUCAAGCUGGGGAAGCUGGCCUUUCUACAGCCACCAUUGCUGGCUCCGUAAAUGUAUAGACAAACUGAAUAAUCUCAUGUCUUCCCACUGCCUUCUUUUCCCUGCAAGACCUACUUACUCCUAAUUCAACACUGCCAUUUUUUUUCCUUUAAUUUAAAUGAGUUUAUCUCUAGGUCAAGUAGUUUGUUCACAGUCAUCUUUCUGGCUGUUGGAACUUGCAGUUGUUCAUGUGAUAGAAUUUCUUGGAAAACUUCAGUGAUCAGAUGUUACUGUCUAUGAAUGAUGAAUUUGCUUCCCUGAACUACAGUCACUAUCAAGGAAUUAGCUAACUAGGCAAUAACACACAGGUUAUCUAAUACAUGGCAGGAAUGGGGUGAGGGCCUGGCAGGCUGGAGGAAGGUAGUUAUUCCUUCUACUUUGGGGUUCAAUAUGGCACCAUCAAUCACGAGGCAUUAUAACUGUGCACGUAUGCAUACAGGGUCCCAGGGAUUCUCCUGCUAUUAAUUACUGUGCUCUUCCAGCCUCCCAGUAGCUUCAAAGGAAUGUACCCUUUCUCCUUCCUCGGUUCAUGAUAAAUAAGAAAACAUUCUCCUCUCUCCGACUCCCCUACAGGCUCUCCACUGAGAGUGAGUCAGACUUGGUUACAGGUGGCCUUGCUCCCCGUGUCAUCCAUCAACUUGUCGUCAUUUGGGUAUUUGCUGUGUAGGCCGUUAAAAGGCAUGGAUCAUUUUAAUAGACAGGCCUGUCUGCAUCACCUGAUGGGAAAGUGGAGUCUCGCAUUUGUUUGUGUGCUUUCUUGAAAAGAUAUUAUGGAAGAAGGUGGCUUUCUGUGUACUUACUCAUGGCUCCUUCAAAGGGCAGGAGCAGCAUGAAUUCCGCUGCCUGUCUUCAGAGCAGCCCCUUCUGCUCACUUCUAAGUGGAGCUUUGAUGAGGGAGUGCCGUACUAUGAGUUAUAUAGCAGGGAUUUCAUGCUGGUGGUCUGUGUAUAGUUUUUAUUUAUUUGUAAUUCCCCAUGGGCUGUUGUCCCCUCCCUUCGCAUCACCACAGAAAUACUCUCACCCCACCUGUACUUUGAACGAGGAAGAUAGUACUCAUUUUUUGUUUAGACAGAUCUGUUCUGUAUUUUAUUAUUUUAUAUUCCUAAAGUAUUAAUAUUGAAUCACUGUGAAACCAUUCUUAUGCAAGGUUUUUGUAACCACGGGAUGUUAUUAUCUUUAUUAGUGCUAGGUUUUGUAUCUUGAUUAUACCUGGUUCACACUGUUCAUAUUAAAGCUUUUUUCUGGGGGGAGGGGGUGGGCAGGGCAGACAUUUAAUACACAGUAUCCUGGAUGGCUUACACGGCUAUGCUGUCUUCACAGAGUUCUCUGUACUGGAAAGUGUUGCUUCUCCUUUCUGUGAAAGGAAUCUUUGUAUAUACCAUGCACGUGUAAUAAAGAAGUGAAAAAUG